Rhineura floridana is the source of this 5195-nucleotide messenger RNA. Its product is annotated as zinc finger protein 420-like. Bases 695 to 4123 code for a protein of 1142 amino acids. Gene Ontology annotation, biological process: regulation of transcription by RNA polymerase II. Gene Ontology annotation, molecular function: DNA-binding transcription factor activity, RNA polymerase II-specific; RNA polymerase II cis-regulatory region sequence-specific DNA binding. Gene Ontology annotation, cellular component: transcription regulator complex; PcG protein complex. The record is from RefSeq and is a predicted model, not a curated record. The transcript has 7 exons. NCBI's taxonomy places the organism in Eukaryota, Metazoa, Chordata, Lepidosauria, Squamata, Rhineuridae.
UUGGGUGGGGGAGAGAGAGUAUUGAAGGGGAAGUGUUAGUGCUCUAUUCAUAUUCCAGGAAGAGAAAUUAGCCACGUGGAGGAGGCUGCAGGAGGCAAAGGAGAAAAAGGUGUGUUAGGUCCAAACCCAACACGCAAGUCGCCCUGUCAACCCCAACUCGCUUAUUACACCCGGGAAGAGUGCGGAGUUGAGUGCAAAUGAACCCACUAUCAGAGACCAAGUAACACAAGACAAUUCCUUUGCAAAGGGGACCCAAUACUUACAAGCCGAAGCAGGGUCUUAAAGGUGCUUGAGGACUCAGAGACCCUCUAAGUGGCAGACAAAUUCCCUCAGCCAGAUUCAUUCACUAUCACAACCCACCCCAGCUACUGAGGACAAUCUGCACCUGACCUGCCCCAAAGCUCCUCCGGUUGUACUUCUGGCUGCUUGGACAGGUUUUAAAAACCCGUUUUGAGCAACAUACUACUGGCCUUCACAUCUCUGGGUUUGAACCUGGGACCUUCUGCAUGCAAAGCAGAUGUUCUACUGACUGAGCCAUGGACCUUCCCCGUGUGCAGGAGUUAGAGGAGCUUCAUUUUACGUCCUCUUGCCCACUUGGGGGGGAGAUAUAGGAAGGGGUUGCUGAGGAAAGCCUGGAUCAGUCAGAAGAUACUAGGCUUGCUUGCUCCAAACCUGAUCUGAUCUUCUCUCCUAGAUGGAGGAUCCAUUUCUCAAAGGUCUCAAGAAAGGAGAAGGAUCUGCAAGCAGCUGCUCAGCAGGUGAUGGAGAGGACACUCAUCAUUCUCUGGAGCCAUGUCGGGUCUCAUCAGAAAUAGCCGAGGGUGAAGUGAAGGAAGAAACCUUCGGAGAUCAAAGGUUAACAAGAAGUCAGGAGGAAAGCCAAGCGGAGAAUGGGAGGAAUAAAGCCACUCUUACCCAGGCCGAUAACUCCUGUCAAAUCCCAGUCCAGAAAAACCAUCACAAGAGGAAGGAGAAGCUUGAGUGUCCUUCAUGUGGCAAAAUAUUCGAGAGUAAAUCUCACCUUCACUCACACUGUAGAAUCCACACCGGGGAUUCUCCCCGCGUGAUUCUUUUCCGCAUUCCCUACGGAAAGAGUUUCAGUCAGAUUUCACAUUUUGCUUCACAUCAGAGAAUUCACACAGAAGAGAAACCACAUAAAUGUGUGGAGUGUGGGAAGAACUUCAGUCAGAGUUCACACCAUAGUUUACAUCAGCGAGUCCACACAGGAGAAAAAAUAUUUAAAUGCUUGGAAUGUGGAAAGAGCUUUAGUAAGAGGACAGCCCUCACUAAACAUUGUAGAAUUCACAUGGCAGGGAGACCAUAUAAUUGCAUGGAGUGUGGAAAAGAAUUCACUCGGAACUGUAAUCUUAUUUCACAUCAGAGAAUUCACACAGGAGAAAAACCAUAUAGAUGUGUGGAAUGUGGAAAGAGCUUUAUCUGUAGCUCUAGCCUUACUUCACAUCAAAAAAAUCACACAGGGGUGAAACCAUAUACCUGCUUUGAGUGUGGAAAGAGUUUCAAGCAUAGCUCACAACUUAUUUCACAUAGCAGAAUCCACACAGGAGAGAAACCAUAUCAAUGUUUGCAAUGUGGAAGGACAUUUGCCCAUAGCUUGUCCCUUACUUCACAUAAGAGAACUCACACAGGGGAGAAACCAUAUAAAUGUUUGGAAUGUGGAAGGAUGUUCGCCCACCGCGCGUCCCUUACUUCACAUAAGAGAACUCACACAGGGGAGAAACCAUAUAAAUGCUUGGAAUGUGGAAAGAGCUUCAGUCAGAGGUCACAUCUUUCUUCCCAUCAGAGGACUCACACUGGCAAGAAACCAUAUAAAUGCUGGGAGUGUGGAAAGAGCUUCAGUCAGAGUUCACACCUUACUGUGCAUCAGCGGAUCCACACAGGAGAGAAGCCAUAUAAAUGCACGACGUGUGAGAAGAGCUUCAGUAAUAAGACAUACCUUACUUGUCAUCACAGAAUCCACACAGGGGAGAAGCCGUAUAAGUGCUUUGAGUGUGGAAAGAGCUUCAGUCAGAGUACAAGCCUUACUAUGCAUCAAAAAAUUCACAGAGGGGAAAAGUAUGUAUGCUUUGAAUGUGGAAAGAGCUUCAGUUAUAGCUCAAGUCUUAUUUCUCAUCAGAAAAUCCACACAGGAGAGAAACUUCACAGUCGUUUUAUUUGCUCAGAGCAAAGACACCACUCCAGAAAAAGGAGAACUGGGGGCCUCGAACAAAGGAUAAAGAUGGAGGAUCCAUUUGUCAAAGAUCUCAAGAAAGGAGAAGGAUCUGCAAGCAGCUGCUCAGCAGGUGAUGGAGAGGACACUCAUCAUUCUCGGGAGCCAUGUUGGCUCUCAUCAGAAAUAGCCACGCCUGAAGUGAAGGAAGAAACCUUUGGAGAUCAAGAGUUAACAAGAAGUCAGGAGGAAAGCCAAGCGGAGAAUGGGAGGAAUAAAGCCACUCUUACCCAGGCCGAUAACUCCUGUCAAAUCCCAGUCCAGAAAAACCAUCACAAGAGGAAGGAGAAGCUUGAGUGUCCUUCAUGUGGCAAAAUAUUUGAGAGUAAAUCUCACCUUCACUCACACUGUAGAAUCCACACCGGGGAUUCUCCCCACGUGAUUCUUUUCCGCAUUCCCUGCGGAAAAAGUUUCAGUCAGAUUUCACAUUUUGCUUCACAUCAGAGAAUUCACACAGAAGAGAAACCACAUAAAUGCGUGGAGUGUGGGAAGAACUUCAGUCAGAGUUCACACCUUAGUUUACAUCAGCGAGUCCACACAGGAGAAAAAAUAUUUAAAUGCUUGGAAUGUGGAAAGAGCUUUAUCCAUAGCUCUAGCCUUACUUCACAUCAAAGACUUCACACAGGGGUGAAACCAUAUACCUGCUUUGAUUGUGGAAAGAGUUUCAAGCAUAGCUCAAAACUUAGUUCACAUAGCAGAAUCCACACAGGAGAGAAACCAUUUAUAUGCAUGGAGUGCGGAAAGAGAUUCCGUCUUCGCGCACAGCUUGCUGUACAUCAGAGAACCCACACAGGGGAGAAACCAUAUAAAUGUUUGGAGUGUGGGAAGAGUUUUAGUCAGAUUUCACAUUUUGCUUCCCAUCAGAGGACUCACACAGGGGAGAAACCAUAUAAAUGCAUGGAGUGUGGGAAGAGCUUCAGUCAGAGUUCGCACCUUAAUUUGCAUCAGCGAGUCCACACAGGAGAAAAAAUAUUUAAAUGCUUGGAAUGUGGAAAGAGCUUUAGUAAGAGGACAGCCCUCACUAAACAUUGUAGAAUUCACAUGGCAGGGAGACUGUAUAGUUGCACGGAGUGUGGAAAAGAAUUCACUCAGAACAGGCUUCUUAUUUCACAUCAGAGAAUCCACACAGGAGAGAAACCAUAUAGAUGUGUGGAAUGUGGAAAGAGCUUUAUCCAUAGCUCUAGCCUUACUUCACAUCAAAAAAAUCACACAGGGGUGAAACCAUAUACCUGCUUUGAGUGUGGAAAGAGUUUCAAGCAUAGCAUAGAACUUAGUUCACAUAGCAGAAUCCACACAGGAGAGAAACCAUAUCAAUGUUUGCAAUGUGGAAGGACAUUUGCCCAUAGCUUGUCCCUUACUUCACAUAAGAGAACUCACACAGGGGAGAAACCAUAUAAAUGUUUGGAAUGUGGAAGGAUGUUCGCCCACCGCGCGUCCCUUACUUCACAUAAGAGAACUCACACAGGGGAGAAACCAUAUAAAUGCUUGGAAUGUGGAAAGAGCUUCAGUCAGAGGUCACAUCUUUCUUCCCAUCAGAGGACUCACACUGGCAAGAAACCAUAUAAAUGCUGGGAGUGUGGAAAGAGCUUCAGUCAGAGUUCACACCUUACAGUGCAUCAGCGGAUCCACACAGGAGAGAAGCCAUAUAAAUGCACGACGUGUGGGAAGAGCUUCAGUAAUAAGACAUACCUUACUUGUCAUCACAGAAUCCACACAGGGGAGAAGCCGUAUAAGUGCUUUGAGUGUGGAAAGGGCUUCAGUCAGAGUACAAGCCUUACUAUGCAUCAAAAAAUUCACAGAGGGGAAAAGUAUGUAUGCUUUGAAUGUGGAAAGAGCUUCAGUUAUAGCUCAAGUCUUAUUUCUCAUCAGAAAAUCCACACAGGAGAGAAACUAUAAAUGCUUGGAGUGUGGGAAGAGCUUUCGAUGGAAAACAUACGUCAUAUCGCAUCAAAGAAUCCAUAUGGGGAGCCACUAUAAAAAUAUCACACUAGGUUAUAAGUAUUCAUAUAUCUUGCUGAACUUUAAAGAAUUCAGAAUGGAUAAAAGAGCAUUCCUCUUCCAGCCAGCAGCAAAACUCUGACCUCUUUCUUCUUUGGGUGGCUCACUGAAGAAACAUAUUUCAGCCCUCGAAGGCCAUUAUGGAAGCAUAUUCACCCAGCUGUAGUAAGGUGACUGGCCUUUAGCAAGCAAAGAAGCAAGCUUACAAAAUAUAGCUAGCAGCCCUGAAAUGUAUAUGUGUUUAGCUUAGCAACAUUUAGAAUCCUGUCUGUCAUUCUUGUCACUUCUCGGAAGAUUUCAUGAAGCUAAGAAAGGCGCAGAAAUGGACUUCUGGAACUACAAAGAGCCUGGAGUCCAUUCACGGUUGGAGCAUGUUCACUCUGAGGAGAUGCUGACCCGUUUGUGUUUUUUGGGGGGUGGGGGGAUCUAGAGGUUCCCAACCACUGUUGGAGAAACACCGUAACUCAGUGGCACCUGUUGAAAAUGGUUGGCAAGCUUUGAAUACAGACAAAAGAAGGACUAAUAUUUUCACAUUCUGUAUAACAGUGGUUCUCAAACUUUAUUGGUUCACGGCGCACUGUAAGAUAUAUAAAAAUUUGCUGGCGCACUUCGUGUACAACAUUAGAAAUAUAUCAAUAUAUUUUAAACUAUGAAUAAAAAUAAACUAUAGAAAACUAUUACCCUAUACAAAUGGAUUUCUUCUCAUUUUUAAAAUAUACUUUCAUAAUAUUUGAGGCACACUUAGCCACCUCUUAGGGUGCACCAGUGUGCCUGGGCGCACCGUUUGAGAAUCACUGCUGUAUAAGUACAUGCUGGGGGAAGAGAACUGGGACAGAGCUGGACAUUAGUGCGCCACUUCUGAACCCCUGUGGGCAUCCAUCGGGUGCUCUUGGAGAUAGGAUGGGAGCCCUCCCAUGGACUUCAGGUGGGAUUUUGCAGAGCAGUUCUUAGUUAAGACAGCCAAGAUUUA